AUACGCGUAGUAUCUGGGCUAUGACACUUGUCGUCCCGUUUGUGAGUUGGUGCAGGUAUUGACAACAUGGCAUCCAGUGGUGCUGCUGUGUUCACAAGGAAUAAUCCCUUUCCGCCAGACCCCCCUCCCCAAAAAACACAUUACAGCCCCUCACUCAUCAGUAAAAUUUCCAAGCAAGCAAGGAAAACUAUUCUGAGCCCUGUUCGACUUAACAAGCGGACAAGCCCUGUUCCGACCAGGAUAAACACACUAAAUCCAGAAGACCAGCGUUUCAACGGAGCAGCUCACCACUUUGCGGACUGUCCUCCAAACACAGAGGACCAGACUAGUUUCUCUGAUUCCUGGCCCUCCAUUGAUCUUGGGUCUUCCCCUGCCAACACUCCAGCAUCCCUGAACAAGGACACAUUAACAAGGGACCCAACAUCAGGUGUUUGGAAAGGAGAGCCUCAAGAUUCAGUUUUGGCAAAAUAUAUAGAACGCUUUCGUCAUGGAAGGCCACAGAGUCGGGAGGAACGUCAGCAAAUGUGGACCAUAGUGGGAGAGGGCCAGCAGCCAUUCUGGUGGCUAUCCUCUUCCCCUCUACCACCCUGUUCUACACCAACCCAAACCACUGACAAAGGCUUUUCUGUUAGAAACAACACUGCCACCCCCCUCAGUCCAAUUGGUCAGUUUCGGUAUGAUGCAGCCUCAUCCCCAUGUACAGGCCUUCUGGAUCUUAGUGCCAUGGAAUUGUCAGACUCCUCUCACUGUGACCUUGGAGACGCAGAUCUACUGCAACUACAAAAGAAGGCUAGCAAGUUGUUACAUCAAAGUGAGCAGUCCCUCAGUAGUGGAUCUAUCCCCAUCAGCUCUGAGGGCCUGGGCUGCUCUGAUUUUUCAUUCCCUGUAAGCAUUGAGGAGCCAGUCCGAAGGCCUUUAGUAUCCAGUCUUGUCAGCUCAACCACAGAGAUGGGGAAUCUAAGCUCAUCAGACAUUUAUACUGGCACCACGACCAAACCAUUAGUGCUGGAUCCCCAAGCGCCCCGCACGCGCCCAGAGGAGGACAUCCUGUUUCAGUGGCGUCUAAGGAGGAAGAUUGAGCUGGCUAGGCAGUGGUCCCAGUCAAACCCACACCAGCCGUCUGUCAACCGGGAGGCUUGGAAGGUCCAGCAGAAUCCUCUCCCUGACCGUUCCAGAGGCACCCCCUCCUACACCCCAGACCCUCAGGAGACCAGUGCCCCUGGUGGACUGUUCCCACCUGCAACUGCCCCCGUGCCCCCCCUUCUCAUUUCCAGCCACAUGGUCUCCAAGUUGCAACCAAACACCACGGUCCCUUCCCAUAUGCACCUCCUCUGUGAUGUCCUGCCCUGCCCCACUCACUCCCCUUUACACAGUCACAAGAGAAGCCAAAACAGAAGGGAUGUCCCUGGGGCUGACAGGACCCUCCAGAAGCCCAACGCCCAGACCAGAUCCGGAGACACCUCCAGUAGUAAAUUAGGAUCCUCUGCAGCAUCUUCCAGGUCUGAGGCUACAGAGGAUGAGGGGUCAGUUCAGCAGAGGAGAACAGAGAGGACAAAGAAGACACUACAGAAGAAGGAGGUAGACAGGAGUGAGAAACGCACAGGGCCAUCCAACAGGAACAAGAAAUCAGCCAGGCAUAAUGUUGGUGACGGAGUCCUCCCUGAGAGGCAGAGGAGUGUGAGCCGACAUGACAACAGGGGUUCAGAUAGGGUCACACAAUGGAGGGAGGAGCCUGACAGAGAUGUUGGGGAACAAGACAGAAGGCCAGUAAGUGAAGGCCGCCCUGGAGAUGGUGCUCCUCCUCCCUCUCCCAUACACAGUGCCCUGGGACAGGUCAUUUCAGAAGUACUGUUCCCGACCACAGGCUCCCCAGACCUGUCGAAGUCCCCCGUGUCCUUGGACUCUCCAGGAUACACCCGUCCUGUGACCCCUGGCCCCCCUUCCCAUGUACAGCCGCCACGGGAGGUUGUAGCUCAGUUGCUGCAGGAAGCUGAAGAUUCAGACGAGAGAGAUUUUGAGGAGGACCCCUUGCUGCAUGUGUUACGGCAGCAAAGGAAGUGGGUGAAAGAGCAAAUCAGCGAGGUGAACUCACUGUUGAAUGAACUCCAGGAGGCGUGAUGACUGGUGUUGAGCACACAUGGAACAAAAACUACAGUCAGUGCAAAAGCAUUGUAUUUUAUUUUGUACAGAAAUAUUUAGUGCAUUUAUUUCUGUGGU
Messenger RNA from Esox lucius (northern pike), 2217 nucleotides. RefSeq names its product proline and serine rich 3 (gene proser3). Lineage: Eukaryota; Metazoa; Chordata; Actinopteri; Esociformes; Esocidae. Bases 67 to 2118 code for a protein of 683 amino acids. The record is from RefSeq and is a predicted model, not a curated record. The transcript is spliced from 13 exons.